Molecule: messenger RNA, 1234 nt
Organism: Lentinula edodes (shiitake mushroom)
Lineage: Eukaryota; Fungi; Basidiomycota; Agaricomycetes; Agaricales; Omphalotaceae
Exons: 2
Coding region: 172-1008 (278 amino acids)
Source: RefSeq, a predicted model, not a curated record
AAUGCCCUAGAUACACAUGAGGCUACAUAAAUGAGGCUACAUCAAGGCUGAAGGCGUUCAGGGCGCAUAUAUUGCGCGUACUAUUCUUGGUACUAUUCUUGAUACAUUGCUGUAAGCGUCUGUAUUACAAUAUGUAGAUUCUUGUAUCGAGAACCCCAUCCGACGGUCUUGAUGAGAUACGAUAGCGCUCAAGGCAACCAGUAUAAAUUCUGGAGCCAAAACGAAAGGUUGAAAGACACGCCCUGGAGGCUUCACCUCGUUCAUAUUCCCAUUGGCAGGCCCAAACUCUGCAUUGAGCUAAUUUUCGCAAUGUUUUACAGCAACAAUGCAUUUUCAACGGUAGUGCUCUUCUUCAUAUACCUCAUUGCUCUCCCGCUUUCAACUUUAUCUCCGAUGGCCUCUGCAAUGCCCAUCAGAGGACGGUCGAGCCCACAAGAAGUUCGAGCUUAUCCUCCUGUUCCUAGGGAGUUCGUUCGCAUACAUCAGGACCGCGAUGGAACCAUUAGACUCGCCCAAGCUUCUCCAAGAGACGGUCUAUACUCCGUGUACAACGAAACACACGCACAGUACCACGGCGGUGACAAUCUGGACACAGAUACGACUAUCAUGCAGCGACGUUCAAUCGAACCCUUUCUGCCCCGUCACAAGAACCCAAAGCGCCAAUUCGACGGUUCUUGUGCAGCUCAAUGUGGGACCAAGUCUGCCAACCCUGCAGAUAUCACAGCGGCCGAAGCUGCUCUUGAUGCGCAAUUCUCGAGCUCUCAAUAUGGGUUGAGCUGGGGAGUCGGUCAAUACAUCGGAACGGAUGGUAGUGUCUUCCAAGUGGUGAACAACGUUUAUGCGUAUGGAUGCGACCAGGGCGGGAAGGGACAGACAACCACAAGUGAGGAGUAUGCUUUUCAGGUCCAGUGUUUGACAGAAUCUUGCGGUUCGUAUAUGGGUUCAAAUCGUGACAAGAGCGCGAAAAGAAUAUUCGGGAGAGAUGUGGGAAGCUUCAAGUGCAACUAGGAAGCAAUAGACUAAGUAACGAGUUAGUUGAGAAAUACUGACUACAUAGAUUGUAGCAUUGUUUGCAUAAGACUACGACUUGAAGCUUUUUAGUCUUCAGUUUUAGACCGUUCUUCACAGCUGUCGUCAUCAACUUGAACUUCAUGUGCCGGAAAAAGUUCAAAAAAAGUAAUUGAAUUCGACUGGAGGUCACGAAAACACGAAGGGUUAUAUCUAUCAAGGUUCU